Plectropomus leopardus (leopard coralgrouper) is the source of this 5799-nucleotide messenger RNA. RefSeq names its product beta-1,4-galactosyltransferase 5 (gene b4galt5). Gene Ontology annotation, molecular function: UDP-galactose:glucosylceramide beta-1,4-galactosyltransferase activity. The record is from RefSeq and is a predicted model, not a curated record. Gene Ontology annotation, biological process: glycoprotein biosynthetic process; carbohydrate metabolic process. Gene Ontology annotation, cellular component: Golgi apparatus. Lineage: Eukaryota; Metazoa; Chordata; Actinopteri; Perciformes; Serranidae.
CAAGGCGCAGGAGCGGCCAAACACCAUCACCGACGUAGUGUGUGAGCCAAAGGAUGGUCUCUCACUGAAAAACACCAGGCCAGGUUGAACUGCGCUAUCAUUGUCAGCCGUUUCGACGUCGGGCAACUAAUACCGAAACCAUACCGUCAGGAAUGGAAUUUGAAUGUCUUGAUUAAAUACUGGAGAGGUCCUCUCCUGCGCUCUCGACCUGCCGCGGAAAUACACUGACUUCCUAGUCGCCUGGCUCUUCAUCGCUGCCGCAGACCGGCCACUCCGCUCGGCUCAUUUAACCCAGGCUGUCCGCGGACCACUGGUUCUGGCAUCUGGACACAUCGGAACUGAUCUAUCGACUGAAGAUACGGAGACGUGCCUGUGCGUGCUUUUGCUGCCUGUAUAAUGCCGACACAUUUGCGGUUUCGGAGAAGGUCAUUCCUUGGGCUUUUAUUUCUUUUUUCACUGUCCACCUCCGCAUUGUAUUUCAUCUACUCCGCCCCCGGAAUCGUGAAUGAGUAUGUGUUCAUGGUCCAAGCCAGAGGGAUCCAGAUCAGAGAGAAUGUGAAGAACAUUGGGGCUCAGGUUCUGGAGCAAGUGGUGAGAGGCGCUUACAGCAUCAAUGGCACAGAUUAUACCUAUGACUUCAAUGUGAGCGAGAGUGAUGCUCCUCCCACCACAUACCUCCCUGAGGGCUUCACCUACCUCCCCUCUCAGGUUUGCCCUGAGAGGCUGCCCUCCAUGAAGGGCAGGUUACAGGUGAAUAUGAGCGAGGUGUCUUUGGAGGAGGUGGAGAGAUCCUUGCUGGAAGGAGAGUCUAACAUGGUCCCAGGAGGCUACUGGAAGCCCAAAGACUGUUUACCUCGCUGGAAGGUGGCAAUCCUAGUCCCGUUCAGGAACCGACAUGAACAUUUACCCAUUCUCCUGAGACACCUGGUGCCAGUGCUGAAAAAGCAGAGACUCCAGUUUGCCUUUUAUGUCAUAGAGCAGGGGGGUACGGAGCCAUUUAACCGAGCCAUGUUGUUUAAUGUGGGCUACAAGGAAGCCAUGAAGGACCUGGACUGGGACUGUCUAGUCUUCCAUGACGUGGACCACCUCAUGGAGAAUGACAGAAACUACUACGGAUGCACAGACAUGCCCCGACACUUUGCAGUCAAACUCGACAAGUACUCCUACAUGCUUCCGUAUAAUGAGUUCUUCGGUGGUGUCAGUGGCCUGAUGGUAAAGCAGUUCAAAAAGAUUAAUGGAUUUCCUAAUGCAUUCUGGGGCUGGGGAGGAGAGGACGAUGACCUAUGGAACAGGGUGCGGUUUGCCAAUUACACUGUGAGCAGACCACACGGAGAGCAGGGACGCUACAUGUCAAUUCCACAUCACCAUCGUGGGGAAGUCCAGUUUCUGGGAAGGUAUAGUCUACUACGCCACUCAAAGGAGAGACAGAAAGUGGAUGGUCUCAACAAUCUGAACUACUCUCCCCUAGUGUCCAGGAGGCCUCUCUACACCAACAUCACAGUCAGCUUGAGCAGAAAGCUUGCACCCGUAGCUGACUACUGAUGUAGGAACAGCUGGACUGCAAAACACCUGGGAAUCAAAGUCCUCUGGGACAUCAGCCAUAUCUCACCAGUUGCAGCACUGCUUAUGACUUUUUAGUUGACUGAUUCUUUGCUUUGUUUUUUUUUGUUCGUAUGCAAAAAAAAAAGAAAAACAGGAGACUCCAAUAACUAUGUUGGAUAAAUCAUAUAAGAAAUUUAGGAUAAAUGCUGCACUUGCUUGUGCCACAGUCCAUCACUCCUUUCAUCUGGGCUUAUCUAGUCUUCAGUCUCCACAUGCCUUUUGCACCAUUUUGGCCUUCAGCAUCCAUCCAUUCAUUCACUCAUUUUCUUAUUCAGUCAAUGAUUAGCUCAGCCCUACACUAUUGCGCUUGUUUAUUAAAACGGGCCCUACACACACACACACAUACACACACACACACACACACACACACACACACACACACACACACACACACACACUAGUUUGACUAACAUGUGCUGACCUGGUCCCUGAGGCUUUGAUUUUUUUUUUUUACUUUGCUCUUGCACUUCUUAUUUUCAUAGAUGCAGUAAGCCUGUGAAAACAUUUGCAUGCACACACACAACCACACAGCAACUUUUAAGCGAGUGGACUCUUGCAGCUGGUUCUGCAGAAGGUUUGCCAAAUCUAAAAGUGAAGAGAGCAAGAGAAAAAUGCUAUAAAGAGUGAGUGUUUUCAGUCAUGUAUACUGUAUGUGAAAUAGUCUAACUUUAGAGAAUAUUAAUACCUUAAUCAUCUCUCACCAACUCAGUUUUGUCCUGUGAACAUACCAUUUGAAGACUGUGAUGUUUGUGUUUGCGUAGUUGCAUUGGAUGUUCUGGCUGCCUGCAAGUGGCUGUAUGUUGGAGAGCAAAAUGCUCCUCCUGUUAGCAAUAAGCUGUAAUAUCAGCAGCAGAACUUAGACCUGACUUCCUCACUAUACAGAUGCAAUAGCAUGGGUGCUAGCAUACCCUUGUUGGAUGACAGAAAAAAGGAGUGACUGCUUAUGCAAACUUCACAUUCAACACACCUUUGCCUAAGCAAACACGCCACCCCUUCCAAAACCCUGUGUGUGUCUGCGUCUGCAUGUGUAUAUAUAUAUAAGUGAGGGAGAGCUAUGCAAAAGGCCUGUAUGUUUCUGUUGGCAGUGGAAGGUCUUCAGGGUGACCUUUAGGAGACUUCACCCCUGAAACUGUGACCCCGUCUGACUUUUUAGACCUCACUUUGUGUGUGGUGUGCAAGCCCAGGCCAGGGAGAGACAUUAUUUUUAAAUCCCACAUCCUUAAUGUUUACUCACCUACUUUUUUUUUUUAACAGGAGAGCAUUGGUGGUAGAGAAUACUUGAUUGCUGUCACUGUCACUUGUGUUUACAGAAGCUUUUGCUUUGUUGUUUUUCAGAUUGUCUAGUGUUUGUAAUACUGUUAGCCAGCCCUCCUCCACUGUGGGUGCUGUGAGAACUGUAUCACUACAACAACCAAUCUACGGCUGCCUUUAUUUUUGUAACUGACACUUCUUUAUCUCGACGAGGAUAGGAAAAAUGCUUAUCUUACACAUCAGGUGUCAAACUGCUGAUUAGCUCUGUUGGCUUGUCGCCAGGCUUUGGCCGGUCAGUUUGUUUGCAUGAAUUAAACUUCAGGAUGUUGGUCUGUAGGAGAGCUUGUGGUUGGGUGGCAUGCAGCCGAACACUGUGCAUGGACACAGACUGACAGCACUCUGGCAGUACACAGCUAAAAAACCGUCCCUACUCUGAUUUGUGUGUUUGACAGUGUUGAUUUUGAGUAAAAUAUCCCAAUACUGUUGUUCCUUUUCAAAAGACAUACAGACACUCUCUCCUCACUGCCUGUCGUCUAGUCAUGCAGCUACUUCAUUUCACACAAAUCGCCUUGUAUGCAUUUCUUAAGAUGUAUCUUUUGGGGGGAAAAUGUGGGUGGUUGACAAGCUGUUGUAUUCCCACAAUGAAAUAAGAAGUAAUGAGGCUGGACCUCCUUUUAUUUAUUUGAUCUUUUAUGGAUUAUCUUCUGUAAUUGUUCUUUUUUUUUUUUCUUGCAGUUGAUGUGGUGAUUUAGUAGGUGACAUAUGACAGACCGUCUUAGAUGCACUGAAACUUGUAGUUAUGUGUAUUUAUGUGGGAUUGUGAGGUUCAGGUCUGUGUAAACAGGGAGCUGUUCCAUUUCAUGUGUACGCAGCUUGAAUGAAAUGGAGCGUGACCUCUAGCCUGGUGUGUAUUAAUCUGCUGAACAGACACGUUGGAGGUGGCCAUUUUGUGUGACAACACCAGGAAGAGCAAGACACCUAAUCAGAAAAUGCUAGUGGCUGCUGUCUUUCACUGGGCAUCUCCUUUUAUAAUAAUUGAUAAUCAAUGGUGCUGACCUUUCAGAGCUCCCUCUGAGGAGUCUCUCUCUACGUGCUUACUGGAAACGUAUCUUAACAUCACAAAUUAUCAACAGGCAAAACAUCCCAACAACCUUCGUAGAAGUGGCGUAGAUGUCCAGUGUUUUUACAUCCUUACAUUUGCAAACUUGCUGCCUUUUCAUCCUGCCAGGUGAAGCUAAUUCGUGUUUUUGUUGACACAAACAAAAGCACGUGUUUACCUCCUUGCCAAUAACUCAGGAGGCCCCCAGUGGAAGUCGUGGUCACUAGCAGCAUUUGUGUUCAGUUUUCUUUUCCAUGUGUUUGAGUGAAAUGGCUAAACCUUUCAGAGGUCCUCCAUCUAGAUUUUUAAGUUGUUUUUUUUUUUCAUUUUGUUUUCCAGCACUGAUGUGAAAAUGAUUUAUAGUGACCUGGUUGUUAACAACGCAACUGGUUCUUUUUUUUUUUGACACAUACAUGACACACUGUAUGUCUUUUAUUUUUUCAUUGCUUUAAAUUAAAGGCUAGAUGGACAUAUAGCAAAAGCCAAAUGGUUUUUAGUUUUGAGUGUUCAGGUGAAGAUUCAGACCUGGAGCUAGCUCUCAAUAUAAAGAGGCACUCUAUACACACUGUUUGUAGAGUCAGUAUUAGGCUCUAUACUCCACCAUGUAGAAUGAGCAGCUUCAUCGGCCAGAGUCGCCAGGAUGGGUUUACUGACUACUACACAGGUUUUGUCCACUCUGAUGAAAUAACAGGGGCAAAUCAGUCAGUGCUCUCUCGCUCUCUAUUUUUUUUUUUUUUAAUUUAAAUCAGGAUUUCAGUUUGUGAUGAGAGCAUGCUGGUGAGUUUUUGCCCCUGUUCUAUGUAUAUAAACUGUACACGGUCUCAAUCCAGACCAAGACCAAGCCUGCUGCUCACUAAAGAGGCUCCAUCAUACCAUAAUCUCACCUGCUCUGAUCCAUUCUGUACCAGUUUAAAUGAAGGGACCAUUCUUUGGGCAUCUGACAAGACUGGCAGCCUUAAAGCUUCUUAAUUUAUUGCAGUGUUUAUUUUUCACCUUUUUUUAUAAGCAAAAAUAUUUAAAUUGAAAAAAGUGCAUAUCAAGAAAAACAAUAAUUGUAAAUAUUGUUGUGUGUAGUGUUUUAGAAAUUCUAUAAAGGUCUUAAAUCACUACAGAUGCUAGCAUAAAGAACAAGGCUUUUGGAGGGAUUUGGCUGGGGGGUUUAUCCGGUGCCAUUUAAAGUGCUCAUGAAGCUUACACAGUGACAUCAAUGUUUUACAUCACCGCUUCCCAGCACAGCCUUUUUUUUUGUUAAAAUUAAAAUUAUCCCAUUAAUUUUUCAAUUCCUCUCACAAUCUUCGAGGUGUUCUGCAUUCCAGAUCUGCCUACCUGUGCUUUAUAUGCUGGAGCAGGAGAAGAGACAUAUCACGGCAGACAUAGGCACCAAUCUUCAAAUGAAGUUCAGUGUCCUUGUUUGUGCGUGGGAUGUCACUUUGAUAGUGACAGCAGUUGGGGUAAGGUGUAGGUCAGAGGAAAGCACUGCGGGAUAGCAAUGUGUCAGCCAAAAACACCAUAUGCUUACAAUGCAACGGAACACAGGCACCCAAACCAGCGACACAAUCCACUCUAAAAUCUACAGAUUCAUUUUUUGUAUGGAAACAAACUAUUAAAACAGAUUGCUAAAUUUAAAAUAUAUCUUCUCUGAUUGUAAGGAGAACAGUUCUCCUUGAAUUGAAGCCAUUUAAAGCCACUUGUCAAAACUUGAUGUCAGCCUUAUGUGGAUCUGUUUGUGUAUCGGCAUAUUAUCUUUUGAUUAUUGAAAUUUGUAUGAUGGAGAUUUUCUUUUAUACCAUCAUUGUUAUUGUCAAAGUACACCAAUAAAAUGAAACUUGUAAAGAUUCAGAACCUCA